This is a messenger RNA of Tachysurus fulvidraco (yellow catfish), 2080 nucleotides long. RefSeq names its product septin 3 (gene septin3). Bases 26 to 1327 code for a protein of 433 amino acids. Gene Ontology annotation, cellular component: septin ring; microtubule cytoskeleton; neuron projection. NCBI's taxonomy places the organism in Eukaryota, Metazoa, Chordata, Actinopteri, Siluriformes, Bagridae. Gene Ontology annotation, biological process: cytoskeleton-dependent cytokinesis. The transcript is spliced from 11 exons. The record is from RefSeq and is a predicted model, not a curated record. Gene Ontology annotation, molecular function: GTPase activity; GTP binding; molecular adaptor activity.
UCCAGAACUUUCCGUGGCUGACUGGAUGCCCCAAUCUGGAGCUGACAAAGCAUGUGAACAGUCAUUAAUUGAAGAAUACAGUCUGAGAGUUGAACAAGUGAAUUUCGCUAAUUUACAUCAGCAGGAUGAUUCCCUACAGAGGAAGCCAUCUGUUUCUGAGGCAAGGAAAAGUGAGCAAGAGAUAAUCCCACUUCCAGACAUGUCAGAAAUCGUGCCCCCGGAAGUGAAACCAAAACCUGUUGUCCCUGCCAAGCCAUCUCAUGUGGUACUGCCCAACAACACCUCCCUUGCACCCCUCCAGGGGUCAGGGGCUGGAAGCCAGGGGUCAGGAGGAGGCUCAACAUUGCUGGGAUAUGUUGGGAUAGACACCAUUAUUGAACAGAUGAGGAAGAAAACCAUGAAGACCGGCUUUGAUUUUAACAUCAUGGUUGUAGGUCAAAGUGGCUUAGGGAAAUCCACCAUGGUCAAUACUCUAUUUAAGUCUCAGGUGAGCAGGCGGAGCUCUGGCUGGAGUCGUGAUGAGAAGAUCCCCAAGACUGUGGAGAUCAAAUCUGUGUCACACGUCAUAGAAGAAGGUGGUGUGAAAAUGAAACUGACAGUGAUUGACACUCCUGGAUUUGGUGACCAGAUCAAUAACGAAAACUGCUGGGAGCCAAUAUCGAAAUAUAUCAAUGAGCAGUAUGAGAAGUUUUUAAAGGAAGAAGUUAACAUUGCCCGUAAAAAACGGAUUCCAGACACCCGAGUGCACUGCUGCUUGUACUUCAUAUCUCCAACUGGACACUCACUGCGACAGCUGGACAUUGAGUUCAUGAAGCAUUUAAGUCGAACUGUAAACAUCAUUCCUGUCAUUGCCAAAGCUGAUACUCUUACUCCUGAGGAAAAAACAGAAUUCAAGCAGAGGGUGAGGAAGGAGCUGGAGGUAUGUGGAAUUGAAUUUUAUCCACAAAAGGAGUUUGAUGAAGACCAGGAGGACAAGGCUGAUAACGAUAAGAUCAGGGAGGCCAUGCCUUUUGCAGUAGUAGGAAGUGACAAAGAGUACCAAGUCAACUGCAAACGGGUUCUGGGUCGGAAGACUGCCUGGGGAAUUGUAGAAGUUGAAAACCCGAAUCACUGUGAAUUCUCGCAACUACGGGAUUUCCUGAUCAGGUCUCACCUCCAAGACCUGAAGGAGGUCACACAUAACAUUCAUUAUGAGACGUACCGAGCCAAAAGGCUCAACGACAACGGAGGACUCCAUCCCAUUUCAACCAGCAACAGCACACAGGAAAGCAACCUGCUUAAGGACAACCUGCCAAAACAAAUCAGGACACAUUUUUACCAGCCUUGAUGGUGAUAUAUUGAUGCACACAUCAAUGUACUCUGAUUUAACUGUUCCUAAAUGCAACGCAGCAUUUAACACUGGCUGCAUGUUUUACAAAGCUUACCCUGAUUACCAAUGAACCUUUUGGACACCAAUUCAGGACUCCAGGCAAGCACACCCAGUACUGAUUCCUCUCAACCCAAGAUUUUUGAAUGAAUGUUUACCCCCAUACAUUUUGUAAACUUGUUUCUAGACCAUGUGUGUGUGUGUGUGUGUGUGUGUGUGUGUGUGUGUGUGUGUGUGUGUGUGUGUGUGUGUGUGUGUGUGUGUGUGUGAGAGAGAGAGAGAGAGAGAGAGAGAAUGUGCCUUUAUAGUGCCAGUGUUCAAACAACUCAAAUACAUAAUGUUCAACUUUAGUUUUUGUUGGGUUUUUUUUUGUUGUUUUUUAUCAGAUGAAUAUUUUAUCUGUGUCAUUGUUUGUAUCAGUGUGCAUGUAUAUUGCUGGAACAAUGGUAUUGCUUGAUGUCUAAAUGUUCACUUUAGUGUUAACCACUUGAUAUUUUAGUCAAAGCACAGGUCAAUUCAUGAUCCAUUUAGGCAAGAGAAAUUGAACUGUAUCACUCACUCAGAUUAUCUUAUACAUUUUGCCAAUCUUUGGCAAUUUUAAGUUUUUUCUCACUAAUGCUUUUUGUGAAAUAUUAAAUUACAAGGAUGGUAUUCUUGCUAAGUGUUUUUAAGUAUUAUUUAUUAUAUAAUUUAAUAAACAUGUUUUUUCCAUCA